AUGGCGACGACGACGACGACGACGCUGCCGCCCCCGCCGUACAUGCUCGGCGAGCGCCCGACGCCCUUCCACGCCGGCGACGGAAGCGUCACGUUCCGCCAAGUACCGUACGUGAGCGUCCACGCGCGCAUCGAGAAGGGCACCGCGGUCCGGAAACACCUCAAAAAGUACCUCGAGUCGAGCAGUCACUCGCACUCGAUGAUGGCCCACGCCUUCUUGAGCGACGCCCACGUGGCCUCGAUGCAACCGGAAGAGAUCUCAAAGUCCUCGAUGGACGACGUCUUCCGCUGCCUCCAGCGCUACAACCACACGGUCGGGACCAAGUCCAUGGAGGUCGCCAAGGCGCUCUCGCAGCUCGCGUCGCCGCUCGACAAUGCAGGCCGCGUCAAGAAGUGGAACAAGGACAACUACAACAUCAUUCAAAAGUGCGUCCAGGACGUGGCCGCGGCGGAAAAGCGCAUGGAGCGCGCGAUCGCUCGGCGAGACAAGGCGAUUGAAGAGCACGCGCACUGGAAGCGCAUCUGCGAGAUGAACGCUGGCGCCGUGGCCAUGCAGCCCACCAACGCCGACUGCCAACGCGCGCUGUCCGUCUCCCUAGCCAAGGCCAAUGCUGCCGCCGAGGAAGAGCGCAUCGGCCUCGAAGAGUACGAAGCCUGCAAGAAUGCGCUCCACUCGGCGAUCGAGCACCGCGACGACAUGGUCGAAGAGUCCACCGAAGCGUCCCAGAUGAUGGAAGAAGACCGGCUCGAAACCAUGGUCCUCAUCUUGCAGCAGUUCAUCCAAGUCAAGCAGUCGGCGCUGGCGGCGGAAAUGGACAGUUUGCGCGACCUUGCGCGCAUGGUGUCGGCGACCGACCGGUCCGCGACGAUCCAGCAGUACAUUCUCGACCACAUGCAACCAGACAUUACGCACCGGCACUCGAAAGCGCUCUUCCUCCUCGAGUGGCACUGGAAGUGGCACCUCGAGCGCAUCGAGCUUGCGCGCAACGAGCCCGAUGACUAUCUCGCGCUCGAGUCGGACGCCUUGCCCUGUCUGCAGUCGAGUGGCAUGACAGUUCAUGACGUCGAGGUCAUGAAGGACUUUAUCGCGUGCUGUUUUGUCGAGCCCGACCUCUCGCGCAUGAUUUUGGAUCCGACCAAGGUCUCGACGCGGCACCGCCGACGGUUUGUUGACCCCAAGUCCAAGGCACUGUACCGCAUGGACACGGUGCGCAAGGUGCUCGUCGCGGCCCUCAACCAUCAACGCACCCACUCGCUCACUCUGUCGGCUCAAGGCUACGAAGCGCUCGUGGCAUCGAUGAACCUUCUCUUGCAUGGCUGCAUGGACCGUGGCGACACCAAGUGUGCCAAGAGCGUCAUGAACAUGGCGCAGACUUUUUACUGCAUCGACGUGGACGGCAGCACGCACAAGUACCUCCUCGACGGCAUCGUGCACCACCCGAUUUGGCAAACCGCCCAUUUCUGGGGCGACGCAGUGCUCAUGAGCAUCGGCGAAGAGCUGAGUCGAAAUCCGAUGGAGACGCCGUGGCACUACUGGCCGCCCGCGAAACGCGCGUCGCUCGUGCUAUCCGUGCACAACACGGUCUUUGGCCAGCUCUCGACAUACCUCUACAACAUGGCGGCGUUCCGAAUGUCCAAGCACCAGAUCAUGCAAUUCGUGCAAAAUGUGGCGUUUUCGUUUGAGCUGAGCGAAGACCAGCGCAUUGUGCUGCUGGCGAGCGCGAAUGGCCUCGACACGACGUCGGCCUCCGACGCCUUGGCCCUCGAAGGCGGCGACGCGGCCAUGUUUACGACGGCGAUCUUUCCCGAGUGGCGGCAGCGCGCGCCGCCGGGCCGGACGCCGCUGCAAAAGAUGCGCCACGGGCUCUCCAAGAUCAAGGGCAUCUUCGACCAAGACUCGGCCGCGCAAGCCGCGUCGACGCAAGCGCUGCUCGCUAACGCUCAAAAGACGAGUGAAGUCUGGGAAAGCCUCUUUGGCGACGACCCGAAGAAGGCGCUGCCGCCGAGCGAUGCGAUCGAGCUCGCGACGAACGCCCCUGCUCUCUCGACACCCUCCAUUGCCCGCGUCGAGAGCGAAGACGAGGGCAGGACCAGCCGCGUCGAUGCUGCCCCCAAGAGCUACGAUGCGCUGUCCGGUGUGGCGGCCAUACGAGCGCGCUUUGAGAAGCGUGGUUCGUCCUAG
This is a messenger RNA of Saprolegnia parasitica CBS 223.65, 2181 nucleotides long. RefSeq lists its product as hypothetical. The record is from RefSeq and is a predicted model, not a curated record. The transcript has 10 exons. NCBI's taxonomy places the organism in Eukaryota, Oomycota, Saprolegniomycetes, Saprolegniales, Saprolegniaceae. The coding region runs from base 1 to 2181 and encodes 726 amino acids.